AUGGAUGCAUUACCGAGUGCUACAAUUACAAAUCCACGAGAGCAUAAUAAUGUGAGUGAUGUAACCACAAGGAGUGGUAAAUCGAAAGAAGUCUCUGAGAAAGAUGACGACCAAGAAGACCAAUUGCUUGAAGUUGAGUUGGAAAUAAAAGAAAAUGAGGUUGUGAGUGAAGAGGUGGUGGUUCCUAAACUGGUGGUUAAAGAAAAAGUUAGUGAAUCAAAUCCGGUUGUCAAACUCCCUUUCCCCACAAGAAAUAAGAAGAAAGAGCAACAUGAGAAGAACUUCGAGAAAUUCUUGGAGAUGUUCAAAAAGCUUGAGAUUAACAUUCCAUUCUUGGAGGAACUUGAACAAAUGCCCUCUUAUGCCAAAUUUAUGAAGGAUAUCAUUUCAAAAAAGUGGAGCACCGACACUGACCCUAUUGUACUAACCGAAACUUGUAGUGCAAUUUUGCUGGGUAUGAAGAUUCCGGUGAAGAAGAAAGAUCGAGGCUCGGUACUAUCCUUUGCACUAUUGGGGAUAGAUCUUUCAAAAAGGCCCUUAUAG
Lathyrus oleraceus (garden pea) is the source of this 543-nucleotide messenger RNA. RefSeq lists its product as uncharacterized. Bases 1 to 543 code for a protein of 180 amino acids. The record is from RefSeq and is a predicted model, not a curated record. NCBI's taxonomy places the organism in Eukaryota, Viridiplantae, Streptophyta, Magnoliopsida, Fabales, Fabaceae. The transcript has a single exon.